CUCUCUCUCUCUCUACUCAUCUCCAUCUCCAUAAUAUGCGUCUAGUUUGUAGUUGUUUCUCUCUCCGAUUUUCUCUCUCUACCUAGCUAGGUUGCUGCGGUUUUCCCUCAAUUGUGAAUCUGUUGCUUUUACAACGCACUAUCUCACAGAUUUCACUGCCUUGGUUUCUCGUUUGACCACUCUUGCCUUUCACCUUUUUCUUUCUCUCUCCCCCAAAGCGCUGCCUGUGGAGAUGGAAGGGGGGUUUUCCAUACGGGAAUAUGCUUCGAGGAUGAGGAGCAUAAACGUGGUGAACUGCUGGCCCUUCGAUGGGGAUUUCAGCGACCAAACUGUGAAAUCGCUGCUGCCUCCAAUCGUCGUCAAACGAUUCACCUGGUGGCUUGAUGAACUCACCUCCGAAACAGCCCACAAACUCACAAUUCAUUCUCAGAAACAGACCUACCAAAGGGGCGAAACGUCUUCUAGAAAUUCAGCCGAGGAGGGCGUGAAAGCGGGGAAACUCAAGUCACUCAAAGGGAAAAUGAGAGCCACCAAAAAGAGGUCAAUUUUGGAGAUAUUUGCGGUGGCGCCGCCGGCUAUAAACCCGGAGAAGGAUGGAGAUGAUGAUGAUAAUAAUCGAGCGUCGAGGAAGAUGAAGAAUACAGAUGCUAUCUUGAGGAAGGCGUUGAGAGCCGUGAAGAAAAUCAAGCGGAAGAAGGUGGAGAAACGGGGCGAUAAGAUCGGUGUUUCGGACAAGUUGUUUCAGGAAAAUCGUUUUAAACUUAAACUGCGGACUCAGAAAUCGACAGGAAACUCUAGUGUAUCAUACAGCAAGGAAGUAGACACUGACAUUCAUGAUUUCUCAUCCAUCCCCAAGAUGAAACCAAGACUACAGCAUUUGGGUCUGUAUAAGAAACUCGUGCCUUGUAAUUCGUCUAAGUUUAUUGAACAAAACCGACACCUGGAGCUUCCUGUGCGUAGUAUUUUAAAGAAUCCUGACAGAGAAUUUUCCCUAAAGCAGUCAAAGAACUGUAUCUUGCAGUUGAAUCCCCAGAAGGCAAACAAACAGGUCACUUUCUCAGAGAAUGGUGAAGUUCUUAGACUAAAUCAAAAACCAACUAAAUCUGUGGAAUGUUUUGUGAAGCAAAAGGAUUGUGGCUCCGAUGUAGGCAAUGCUGACUAUGCUGUAGAGUUGGAAAAAGAUUCAACUGUUUUGGAAACCAGUGGUAGUGAGGAUGCUUCUACUAGAACAGGAAAGGAAUCAGGUGCUGGACUUGAAACUAACGAGGUGUUCGCUAGCUUUGAUGUUGAUUCAACUACAUUUGGAAAACAGAAAUAUGAAGGGGAAUAUUCUACCAGAUCUGGAUGGUCAGAUAGACGUGCAAUGUGCAGCUUUAAUCCACAGUGGUCUGGCCAUGGCCUAGCAGAUGCUCCAGAUAAUACAAUGGAUGUCUUUUCUCCUAGGUUCUUUCACAUGCCUCAUGACGGGUACUACAAAAAUGGAAAUAUGAAGCUGAUGACAACCUCAUCAAAAACUACCUGCAGGAGACUGAACAAAGAUAUGGGGACUCCUCGUCCCAUAUUUCCUCCAUUGUGUUUCAAAGACUAUCUGAGAACACAUCCUGACGCUUCAGUAUCUCACCCGUCAAAUAUGAGAGGGGCAUACAAACUAACUCAAGCUUCUCCUGAAAACACAGUUGUAAAUUGUGCUCAUUCUAUCCAUUUUCAAACAUUUCCACGUCUUUCUCCCAAUGAAAUGUUUCAGACUUUCUCAUCACUACCAGUUGGGAGCCAGACUGUAGAUGUUCGUGGAAGAAGGAUCAAUAGCAUUGACGAGGAGUUUGUUGGAUUACCUCUUAACUCACAAGGAGAGUUGAUCGCGUUGAACUCGAGUGCCACGAGGGAGGCUGACCACAUGAUGAACUCAAAUGUUAGCGGUGCUCAGUGUAUUGGUUUAUCUCUGCCAAGCAACGCCGUCUCAAAGUUCUCAGGCCAUGAUUCAGAGUACAGAGACUUGGAUAGUCAAACGUCCUCAAUGGGCCAGUUGAAUCUUUUCCCUGUCGAGAGCUACGUGAAAGAGAAUGCUGUUUCUGUUCUUCCAUCAAGAUUGGGCAUCAUUGAGUCUCAAAGAGAAAAUCACCACUUGGAUUUUCUUCAAACAAACUAUCAUCCCUUUCACAGUCGGGCAAAAACCAUAUGCAGAGGUGAAAAUCAGGUUCGGAGGUGUCCUGAAAAUGAGAAGUUUCAGUCAACAAUGCGUUUGAUGGGUAAGGAAUUUGAAGUUGGGGGAAGAAGCAUUCAAGGAUUUGAGGAUGGACGCAUGUGGAAGGAUAAGCAGAUCAUAGACGAGCUUCAUUAUCAAAAUGAUCCGAAUGAACCAUCUUUUAGGCAGUUGAGAGAAACUGUUUUCUAUCCGUCAGAGAUAACAGUCAAUCACAGAUCAGAAAGCACGUAUCCUCUCCCUCACUUUGAUAGUCAAACUAGCUCAACGUGCACGAGCUUGUUUCUUACAAGAACAGACGACCAUGCUCAGAAAUUAUAUACUGGUGGCCUUUCUUCAGGUACAUUUUCUGAAGUUUAUAACAACAAGUGUCUGUUCUCUGAGCCCUAUGCCAACGGAUACGACUCUCAGUUGUUUACCCUUGAGCUCCCUACAGCAACGGCUCCAUAUCAGGAACUACAUUCUGAUAUGAAUCCCAGUGCCACUCAUCUGAAAAACAAGCAGAAUCUGAAUUACUCCCCAAAAUCGUCCAUCAAAUUUCCUUUCAUGCAUCCAGAUCUUGAUGGGAAUGCCAAUUCUUCCUGGCCUCCAAGAUCUUCUUUGGGCCUGCACCCUUCGUGCUUUGAUGUCUCAGAAAGGGCAGCACAGUUAGGUAACAGCCAAUCUUAUGCACUGGGACGCGAUCAUCCAUAUCUGAACCCUGGAACUAGUUGCGCAAUUAAUGAUUCAGUGUCCUUUCAACCCGAUGAUUUUUUCACGUUCAGUCCUUUGUCGUCCGGCUCUGCCUUGCAGUCUGUAGCUCCGUCUCCAUUGGGUCCUGUGCCUUACUAUUCCGGGGUUCUUCCUGUUUCUAAUAUGCAAAGAAAACUUGGAAAUCCAAACAUGAUCAAAGAACGGUUCAAAUCAAGGAUUGGAAUUAGAAGCCUUGACAUUGGGAAGAAAUUGAAUGCUCCCUUUAAGCCCUUGAAGAGGCCUAUCUUAGGAUUCCAUGAAGGUCAUCAACGUGCUGUUAGAAAACCAGACUCCUGCGUUGGCUUUGAGGAUACUGUUAAAGGUAUGGAAGGUGCAGAAUUUGAACCAUGUUCAGUUACACAGAGUCCAGGAUUCAUGAUGUCCGAUGAACAGGUUCCGACUAUUGAGGAUGGACAAACUAUUCCACCAUCGUCGGGUUCCUACGUAGAGAAUGCAAGAACCAGUCCCAUCAAGAUUACUGCUGGAGUGAAGCAUGUAAUAAAUCCUCUUCGGCAAAAGGAUCACGAUAGCACCAGCUCUACAGAUCACGACAUCUCUCUGCCUACUACUAACAUAGGUUUCAGAUUCUCAGAUUCUGAAAAUGCAGCAGAGAUGUUCAGGUGCUAAGGAUAUGUUUCGACCUUAACGGUGAAUCUUGUAAUGUAAAUACUUGGUUCCACUUAUGCAUCUUCUACUUACAGCAGGAAAGCACCCGUGUUUAAGCAGUGAUUUCGUGCAAGUAGCUUGUUGAGCUGCGCUUGGAAUGCUCAACCAUGAAUAAUAGUCCGAGGAAGUGAUUUGAAACAUUGCGAUCAUGUGAGCGUUGAGUAAGCAUAGCAUCACGAAACUUCAAGGUGAAGACCAUGGAGCAAUCGUGUGCAAGCAACUAUUUGAUUUAUUUUCGAAGGUGGAAUAUGUUUUUGAAAUUAACCAAGUAGUGAACUAUCUUUGAUAACGCGUGGUUAUGUAACAGACUUAUUGCUGUGUUGAAUGAAAUGAUAGUGUUAA
Molecule: messenger RNA, 3940 nt
Organism: Salvia hispanica
Lineage: Eukaryota; Viridiplantae; Streptophyta; Magnoliopsida; Lamiales; Lamiaceae
Source: RefSeq, a predicted model, not a curated record